This is a messenger RNA of Pimephales promelas (fathead minnow), 1805 nucleotides long. RefSeq names its product SH3-domain GRB2-like endophilin B1b (gene sh3glb1b). Gene Ontology annotation, cellular component: membrane; cytoplasm. Gene Ontology annotation, molecular function: protein binding. NCBI's taxonomy places the organism in Eukaryota, Metazoa, Chordata, Actinopteri, Cypriniformes, Leuciscidae. Gene Ontology annotation, biological process: membrane organization. The record is from RefSeq and is a predicted model, not a curated record.
CUCUUCUCACACUCACACACUCCAACAACAGCUGCUGCUCAGCGUUAGCAGCAACACAACUGACAGAUACAUCACAAUACACACCAGACAGCCUUAACACAGCCUCACGCGUUUAUUUUUCAUUUCAUAUCUUUCCAGUUGCGUUUUCUUACAUGGACUACACGCUUAUCAAAACAAAGCGAGCUGAAUUCAGAAGUGUUUUGGCCAGACGGACAGAGGCUAUAAUAGCAGGCUAAUCUGUGUUUGCUAACAGGCUUCAGUUCAGACUGAAGGUUUAAAAACAUCGGUUUAUUCAUAAACACAGACAUGGAGUUCAACGUCAGACGACUAGCAGCGGACGCGGGCACUUUCCUCAGCCGUGCUGUGCAGUUAACAGAGGAGACGUUUGGGCAGGCGGAGAAGACUGAGCUGGACGCCCACCUGGAGACUCUUUUAAUUCGGGCAGAAUCCACCAAACACUGGACGGAGAAGAUCAUGAAACAGACCGAAGUUGUGCUGCAGCCGAACCCUAAUGUCCGGAUGGAGGAGUUCCUUUACGAGAAGCUGGACAAAAAAGUCCCAACAAGGGCCAACAAUCACGAGUUGCUAGGGGAGUGCAUGAUCGACUCGGGACACGAGUUCGGACCUGGAACUGCGUACGGUAGUGCUCUUGUUAAAUGUGGGGAGACUGAGAAGCUGUUAGGCAGCGCAGAGAAAGAGUUCAUUCACAGUGCCGCCAUCAAUUUCCUCACUCCCUUCAGGAACUUCAUUGAGGGAGAUUUUAAAACCAUAUCUAAAGAGCGCAAACUGCUUCAGAAUAAGCGUCUAGAUCUGGAUGCAGCCAAAAACAGAAUGAAGAAGGCCAGAGUGGCUGAUGCUCGUUCUGCAGAGCUGAACUCAAGCUCUCCGCUGGGAGAGGAGUAUGUGGCUCACUUUUCUUACAUGCUCAGCUUCUUGCAUGUCAGGUGGCUAAAGCUGUGGACAGAGGAGGUGCAGCAGGCAGAGACAGAACUGAGGAUAGCACAGAGUGAGUUUGACCGGCAGGCCGAGAUCACCAGACUUCUGCUGGAGGGUAUCGGCAGCACUCAUGCUCAUCACUUGCGCUGUCUGAAUGAUUUUGUGGACGCUCAGGCUGCAUAUUAUGCCCAGUGUUACCAGUACAUGGUCAAUCUGCAGAAACAGCUGGGAAGCUUUCCAUCCACGUUCUCUAAUAACAAUCAGCCGGCUAGCAGCUCCUCCGCCAGCGUCUCGGUUCCCUCGGCCCCGCCGGCCGCCUCGCUGCCCGCUCCGCCACCCAGCCAGACCUCACCCGCGCUCAACGAGCUCCGCAGCACCUCGGGCACCCGUAAGGCCCGUGUGCUCUACGACUACGACGCUGCCAGCAGCAGUGAGCUCUCUCUGCUCGCUGAUGAGGUGAUCACCGUGAGCAGUGUUCCAGGCAUGGACUCUGAUUGGCUGAUGGGGCAAAGGGGCAAUCAGAAAGGCAAAGUGCCAAUUACUUACUUGGAGCUGCUCAAUUAAGAUCACAUUGUAGAUGUGGGUUCGACAAGAGUAACACUCCAGAUGUGAUCUGAGAGAGAUCAGAAUUUAAUGUACCGCAAAGCAAUAUAAAAGUCUUCUACACUGCCAUUUCCUGUUGUGUGAAUGCCUCCUCUGCCAUUGGAGGGGCGGCAUAAGUAGCCUUACAGUAACGAACAGCAGUCCGAGGUUGCAAACUAUUAAUCGGAUUUAUGUGCCAACUGAUUUUUUUUUACUGCUAAACUAAUUGAUUUUGCUAUAAUGUGCUAUGGUGCUCAAAUAAAUAUUAUAUAAACUAUAUAACAGUG